GGAUGAUCAUUGUAGAGUAUAUAUAUAUAUAUGUAGUAUCAUAUAUACUCUUUGAAGGUCGUCACUGAAUUGUACUAUUUAUAUUGAUCUCAUAUUCACUCUAUAUAUCUCAAUUAAUGGGGUGGGCAGAAGUUGUGAAGUUGUUGUUGUUAUGGGUUUUCAUAGUUUUACUGGUUGAAAAUCAAAACCAUGGAGUGGAAGGUUGUGUUGAAGAGGAGAGGACUGGGUUGCUUCAACUCAAGGCCUCUUUCAUUCGGAACAGUACUGAUGAUGAGAUAAGGCAUGAUUUGGUACUUCCUUCGUGGGUUGAUGAGAGAGAAAGUGAUUGCUGUGACUGGGAGAGAGUCGCUUGCAACCACACCACAGGCAGAGUGGUGGGACUCACUCUCCAUGAUCUAAGGCAGCUAGGGCCACACUACCACUACGUUUCUUACCAUGAUUGGCCUUCUUUAAAUGUCUCCUUAUUUAAACCUUUUGAAGAGCUGCUGAGUCUUGAUUUAUCUGAGAAUGGAUUUGAUGGCGCUGUUGAAAAUGAAGGUUUUGAAAGGUUGUUGAAAUUGGAGAUCUUAAACCUUGCUUUUAAUGGCUUCAAUAACAGUGUCCUAGAACCUUUGGGUUCACUCACAUCACUGAAAACUUUAAAUGUCAGUUGGAAUAUGUUGGAAGGACCUCUUCCUGUCAAAGAGCUAUCAGCUCUGAGAAAAUUAGAGAAGUUGGAUCUAAGCUGGAACAGAUUAAAUGUCUCCCUUCCAGUGCAAGAUUACCAAACUUUGCCAAAGUUGAGCAAGUUGGAGCAUCUGGAUCUAAGCUACAGCAGAUUCAACAAAGACAUUCUAAAGUGGUUGGCUAAUCUCCCAGUUCUUAAAUUUCUAUCACUGAAGGGCAAUUGGAUGAAAGGGCCCCUUUCCAACAAUGAUUUGAUUUCAUUCAAGAACUUGGAGGUUCUAGAUCUGAGCGGUAAUAUAUUCACUGGAAAUAUACCCCCGCUUAUGGGGACCUUGACUUCGCUCAAGGCUGUGUCUUUGGCGGACAACAAUCUCAACAACAGUUUGUCUAUUAAAGGUUUGUGUGAAUUAAACAACUUACAAGAGUUGGAUCUCUCUUGGAAUAAUUUCGAAGGAAUCCUUCCUCAAUGUUUGAGCAAUUUGAGAUCCCUUAGAGUGUUAGAUCUCUCUUGGAAUCAAUUCACUGGAAAUAUUCCACCACAUAUGGGGAACUUGACUUCUCUCAAGGCUCUGUCUUUGGCGCAGAAUCAUCUCAACAACAGUUUGUCUAUUCAAGGUUUGUGUGAAUUAAACAACUUACAAGAGUUGGAUCUCUCUUGGAAUAAUUUCGAAGGAAUCCUUCCUCAAUGUUUGAGCAAUUUGAGAUCCCUUAGAGUGUUAGAUCUCUCUUGGAAUCAAUUCACUGGAAAUAUUCCACCACAUAUGGGGAACUUGACUUCUCUCAAGGCUCUGUCUUUGGCGUACAACUAUCUCAGCAACAGUUUGUCUAUUAAAGGUUUGUGUGAAUUAAACAACUUACAAGAGUUGGAUCUUAGUGGUAACUCGUUCCAAGGAAUCCUUCCUCCAUGUUUGAGCAAUUUGAGAUCCCUUAGACUGUUAGAUCUCUCUUGGAAUCAAUUCACUGGAAACAUUUCUUUUAUAAUAUCAACCCUCACAUCUCUAGAAUACUUCAAUCUUAAUUUCAACCAUUUUGAGGGUUUAUUCUCAUUCAGCUCCUUAGCCAAUCUUUCCAAGCUUGAGAUUCUUGAAUUAGGCAGCAACAAAUUGCAGGUGGAAACUGAUCAUUACUCAAAUUGGGCUCCCAAGUUUCAGUUGAAAGUCCUAGGGUUAUCAAACUGCAACCUCACCGGUGAAAUACCCGAGUUUCUUUUCCACCAACACAAAUUAAGAGUUGUUGAUCUCUCCUACAACAACUUGAAAGGAGUGUUUCCUUACUGGUUGCUUAAUAACAAUGCAAGACUUGAAUAUCUGGAUGUCUCCGCCAAUUACUUUCAUGGCCAACUUCAAGAAAACAUUUCAAUCAGGCUUCCAUACAUUUCGUAUCUAAAUUUAUCCACAAAUUCUUUCAAAGGUAUUCUUCCGUCAUCACUUUGCAACAUGAGUGCCUUACAGAUAUUGGAUUUGUCUGUUAACUUGUUCUCUGGAGAAGUACCAAAGGAAUUGGUUUCAGGUUGCAUCAAUUUGAGAGUUUUGAAAUUAUCCAGCAAUAAAUUUCAUGGUCAAAUACUCUCAACACACUUCAACUUGACCAACUUCGAGGUUCUGUCUUUGCAUGACAACCAGUUCUCGGGAAUUUUGUCCAACACAAUUUCCAAAAGCUCCCACCUAACUCUGUUGGACAUUAGCAACAAUUACUUCUCAGGGAUGAUUUCUAGCUGGAUAAGUAAUAUGACAGAAGGAUAUGGGAUUUUGGAUGUCUCUCAUAAUUCUUUCGAAGGCCGGUUACCAUGUGAAGUAGCUGUAGGUUGGGUUUUGGAUGUCUCUCAUAACUCUCUUUCGGGAUCAAUACCUUCUUACCCAUACCCAACACAUCAUAUUUAUUUGCAGGCAAACAAAUUCACAGGACCAAUACCAAAUGCUUUUGUCAAUUCAUCAUCUAUGAUGACAUUGGAUAUUAGCAAUAACAGCUUAUCUGGCAAUAUUCCCAAUGGAAUUAGCGCACUCUUCAAAGAAUUAAGAGUACUUCUGUUGAGGGGAAACCAUUUGAGUGGUUUGAUUCCAAAUCAAUUGUGCAAGUUGAAUAAGAUAUCCCUUUUGGAUCUAUCCAACAACUAUUUUUCUGGGUCGAUACCUCGUUGCAUUAGUAACUUCUCUUUUGGAAAGAUAGGCCCAAAUCACGACGGGUCUUUUCAAAUGGACUUUGGUACUUCGAGUGGGUUGAAUUCGCCCACAUAUGGAAGUUUCUUAUUAGUGAUAACAUUCUCAUUCUAUGAAUAUGUAAUUGAUGCAGCACUACUAGCAGAAGCCGAGUUUGUUACAAAAAGAAGGCCUGGCUCUUACAAGGGUGAUAUCCUGUAUUACAUGUCAGGAUUGGAUUUGUCAUGCAACAACCUAACAGGUGAAAUCCCUCAUGAGCUAGGUGAGCUAGUUUGGAUUCAUGCAUUGAACUUGUCUCACAAUCAGUUACAAGGAUCCAUCCCCAGAACAUUCUCUAGCCUGACUCAAAUAGAGAGCUUGGAUCUUUCUUACAACACCUUGAGUGGAGUGAUCCCAACAGAGCUGAUUGAUCUGAAUUUUCUCGAAGUCUUUUCUGUAGCUCACAACAACUUAUCGGGUAGAAUUCCAGAUAUGAAGGACCAAUUUGGGACAUUUGAUGGGAGCAGCUACGAGGGAAAUCCUUAUCUAUGUGGACCACAAUUAGAGAAAAAUUGUACCACCAAUGUUCAGUCUCCAAACACACCAACAACAAUUUCAGAAGAAAGUGAGGCAAAAUGGUAUGAAAUCGAUCCAGAGGCUUUUUAUGUUACUUUUUCUGUGUCAUACAUCAUGUUCUUAUUAGCACUGGCUUCUGUUCUGGCUAUCAAUCCGUAUUGGCGAAGAAGGUGGUUCAAUUUCAUUGAGAAGCGUAUGUAUUCUAGCUAUUACUUUGUUUCUGAUGCUUUCUACAAGCUAUUGGCUCAUUAGUAUAAUUAGUUGUUAUUCGCUUUUAUAAAUCAGUCGAGUGUACUAAUGCUAAUAACUACCUUUAUACAUACGCAUGGUUGAUGGAGCAUUUAGUUCAAAUCUGAAGAAAAAAAACUCCACUUCAUCUAUUUCUCUAUUCUCUGUCAUUCUUUAUCAUUAUCUUUUCCUGUCUAUUAUUGUUUGGCAUUUGACACAACAGGUUAAUUGAAAUUUGUUCUUUUUAGGAUUUGGGAUAAUUUAGUAAUGGAACAAUUUUUGAAUUAUAUUUUAAGAAUGAAGAAGAUAGCUUUAGCUAUGAGAUGGGGAUCAACUGUAGUACUUGAAAUGCUGGCAAUGACAUGAAAAUUUUUAAACCUCGGUGAUUUGGGACACAAGAAACAUUUAAAACCAAUAUGUAUUCAAAGAGUGUCAGAUUAUGAAUUUUUUUUUCUCCAUGCCUAAAUGUAUAGUUGAUCAAAAUACUCCUAUUUCAGAUUAUUUAUUUGUCGGACUGGUGACAGAAAUAUCUCAGAAAGGCAAGGAAAACAACAAAUACAAAAAAAAAAAAAAAAAAAAAAAUUGAAUGGAUUUGAGGGAAGAAAGCAAAUGUGAAUAAUUAUUAAAAUAAUGUCAAAACAAUGCUUUACUAGGAAAAGGAGAGUGAAUAUUCCAAACACAGACAUAAUAGGUAUAAACUACAACAUAUAAAAAUGUACACAUUUUAACACAGAUAAAGUAACAAUAUAAACAAAAUAAUCAAUAAACUAGGCUGUAACAAUUAGCAGUAAAGUAUUAAAAAUAAGCAUUUCUCCUACCAACUUAAUUCUAGUCUCAAAAUGUUUCCAUAAUAAACAGCAAUGAAAAAUAGGUGGAAAAUCAACAU
Molecule: messenger RNA, 4491 nt
Organism: Cornus florida
Lineage: Eukaryota; Viridiplantae; Streptophyta; Magnoliopsida; Cornales; Cornaceae
Product: receptor-like protein 15
Exons: 8
Coding region: 117-3629 (1170 amino acids)
Molecular function (GO): protein binding
Source: RefSeq, a predicted model, not a curated record